AUGGCCGCCGGCGCAGCAGCAGCGACGUCAAGCGCACCGAAACGCCCAACAGCGGAGUUUCACGCCAGCGUUUGGGGGGACUUCUUCAUUACUCACGCCCCCCAAACUCACCAGGUGGUAAAUAGCUGGAAUGAACAAAUUGAAGUAUUGAAGUCCAAUAUAGCGGGUAUGUUAUCAUUUCCGACCGACAACCAAACACUGAAUCUCAUUGAUCUGAUUGAGAGACUCGGCGUUGACUAUCAUUUUGAGGACGAAAUCGAACGAAUUCUCGGACAAGAGUAUGUGAAAAUUACCAGCGGCGCUGAAAAUUACAAUGAUGAUGACCUCUACAAUGUUGCCCUCCGUUUCAGAUUGUUAAGGCAACAUGGAUGUAACGUCUCAAGUGAUAUAUUCAAGAGAUUCAAGACAAGUGAUCAUGAAGGAGGUCAGUUCAAGCAAGAAAUCAUCAGUGACGUCGAAGGCUUGCUAAGCUUGUACGAGGCUGCAUAUCUCCGGACACAUGGGGAGAAUAUAUUAGAUGAAGCUAUCGCCUUCACAAAACCACACCUAGCUGCUGCAGCCGGCGCCGAGGACCUCAAAUCGGCGGACCCGACUCUCGCCGAGCGGGUCGCCCAUGCUCUGAAAUGGCCCCACCGCAAAGGCAUGAAGAGGGUCGAGCAUCACUUCUUCAUAUCCAUCUAUGAACAGACGCAAGGCCACGAUGAAGGACUCCUCAAGCUAGCCAAGUUGACUUUCAAUGUGGUUCAACACUUGUACCAAAAGGAGCUCAGAGUUCUCACCAAGUGGUGGCUCGAGGAGGAUUUGCCAAACAGGAUGUCUUAUGGACGAGAUAGAUUGGUAGAGGUUUACUUCUGGGCAAUGGGAUGCUUGUGGAAGCCCAAGUAUUCUCUGGCCAGAUACUGUUUCAUGAAGGUUACUACACUUGGAUCGGUUUUGGAUGACACAUAUGAUGCAUACGGUACCAUCGAAGAACUUGAGCAGUUCACGGACGCCAUCUACAGGUGGGAUACUAGCAUGCAAGACAUAGAACCAAAAAUGAAAAUCCUUUUCGAGGCAACCGUUGAUGCGUACAAUGACAUGCACGAAAUGGCAACUGAGGAAUUUGGAAGAUCUUACUGUUGGGACUAUGCAAAACAGGCGCUAAAGAAUUCAGUAAGAAAUUAUCUGGAAGAAGCUCGAUGGCUGGCCAAAGAUUAUGUGCCGACCAUAGAGGAAUACAGGCGUGUUUCUGGGAUGAGCACUCUCUAUGAAUGGUUAGCAUUUGCGGCAUUCUGUGGGAUGGGCGAAUCGACUUCCAAGGAAGUUUUUGAUUGGUUAUUCACAGAACCUAAAUUGUUAGUAGCUUCCUCGGAACAUUGCCGUCUAAUGGAUGACGUUGUAACCCACGAGUUUGAGCGGAAGAGGGGUCAUGCUCCAUCGUCGGUGGAAUGUUAUAUGAAGCAACAUGGUGUGUCAAAAAAGGAGGCGAUCAAUGUAAUAAAUAACUUGGUGGAGGAUGAUUGGAAGAUAAUAAAUGAAGAGUUGUUGAAUCCACCUGCCCAUGUACCGAAAGAAAUUCUUUUGAUAUUUCUUGGUUUUGCUCAGGUUAUGGAGGUGCUCUACGCAGAUGGUGAUGGCUACACUCGUUCUGAGACAACCACUAAGGACAUGCUUACUGCUUUGCUCGUCACUCCAUUUCAAGUUUAA
Linum trigynum is the source of this 1686-nucleotide messenger RNA. The record is from the annotation of a GenBank genome assembly. Lineage: Eukaryota; Viridiplantae; Streptophyta; Magnoliopsida; Malpighiales; Linaceae.